AUGGCCUCGCUGGACCUGCCCUACCGGUGCCCGCGCUGCGGGGAGCACAAACGCUUCCGCAGCCUGUCCUCGCUGCGCGCACACCUGGAGUACAACCACACCUACGAGACCCUCUACGUGCUCUCCAAGACCAACAGCAUCUGCGACGCCGCCGUGUUCCCGCUGGCCGCCGACGGGGCCCUGCUGGCCCCGGCUACCCGCAGGGACUACUUUGAGAGCACCUCCUUCCAGGGCAAGGACCAGCGCUUCUCCUGCGACCUGGUCCCCGCCGAGGAGCUGGAGCCGGCCCCGUCGUCGUCGCCCUCGCCCCGCUAUGUGCACGAGAUUGAGAUCCCGCUGACCGAGAUCUUCACCCGGGGCAAGGCCGUGGCGCCCGCGCCCGCCCCGCCGGCCGCCAUGGACGCGGCCUACGAGGAGGGCCUGGCCCGCCUCAAGAUCCGCGCCUUCGAGAAGCUGGAGGUGGACAAGAGGCUGGAGAAGCUGACGGAGGAGGUGGAGCAGAAGAUCGCCUCGCAGGUGGGCCGGCUCCAGGUGGAGCUGGACCGCAAGAGCUCGGAGCUGGAGAAGGCCAAGCAGGAGAGCCUGCGGCUGAGCCGCGAGAAGCAGGAGCUGGAGGACCGGGCGUCGGAGCUGUCCCGCCAGGUGGACGUCAGCGUGGAGAUGCUGGCAUCCCUCAAGCAGGACCUGGUGCAGAAGGAGCAGGAGCUCACCCGGAAGCAGCAGGAGGUGCUGCAGAUCGACCAGUUCCUGAAGGAGACGGCGGCACGCGAGGCCAACGCCAAGGUGCGGCUGCAGCACUUCAUCGAGGAGCUGCUGGACCGCGCCGACCGCGCCGAGAAGCAGCUGCAGAUCAUCAGCAGCAGCUGCGGCACCACCCCCAACGGCAGCCUGGGACGCUGCGGCACCCCGGCCACCAAGGCCAUCGCCCGAGCGAGAGAGCGGCACCCGGGGCCGGGGAUGGCCAUGCACGGUCCCUACGGCGUGUCCAACCAGCGCUCCUCCUCCAGCACCGGGGCCUCGAGCCGGGCCAAGGCCGUGUCGCAGAGCUCAGGCUGCUACGACAGCGACAGCGCGGAGCCGUGUCCCACGGACGACACGGCCGACGGACACCCCUACGCUGCCCGGGGCUCGGGGCUGCGCCGCCAGGCCAUCCAGAACUGGCACCGCCGGCCCUACCGCAACAGCACCGAGGGCGAGGAGGGCGACGUGUCCGACGUGGGCUCCCGCACCACCGAGUCGGAGGCCGAGGGCUGGGAGCCGGAGGCACCGGGAUCCGCCGCGCCCCGAGCGCCCGGCAGCUGCCGCCUGACGGUGGCCACCGACGCUGGGUGUCCCACGGCCAGGCCCGACGGGGCCGGGGGCAAGGUGUGCCGCCUGGAACGGGGCAGCCCAGGCCACUCCAGCGAGGUCAUCAGCCCCGAGAUCCUCAAGAUGCGGGCGGCUCUCUUCUGCAUCUUCACCUACCUGGACACCAAGACCCUGCUGCGCGCAGCCGAGGUGUGCAAGGACUGGAAGUUCGUGGCCCGACACCCUGCCGUGUGGACACGGGUGCUGCUGGAGAACGCCAGGGUCUCCUCCAAGUUCCUGGCCAUGCUAUCCCAGUGGUGCACCCAGAUGCAUUCCCUCACCCUCCAAAACCUGAAGCCACGCCAGCGGGGCAAGAAGGAGAGCAAGGAGGAUUACAUGAAGAGCACACGGGGCUGCCUGGAGGCAGGGCUGGAGUCUCUGCUGAAGGCCACGGGCAGUAACCUGCUGAUCCUGCGCAUCUCGCACUGCCCCAACGUGCUGACCGACCGCUCGCUCUGGCUGGCCAGCUGCUACUGCCGCGCCCUGCAGGCUGUCACCUACCGGAGCUCCACGGACCCUGUGGGCCAUGAAGUGAUCUGGGCUCUUGGAGCAGGCUGCAGGGACAUCAUCUCCCUCCAGGUUGCACCUCUGCAUCCCUGCCAGCAGCCGACGCGCUUCAGCAACCGCUGCCUGCAGAUGAUCGGGCGCUGCUGGCCCCACCUGCGGGCACUCGGCGUCGGAGGGGCCGGCUGCGGCGUGCAGGGCCUGGCGUCCUUAGCCCGGAAUUGCAUGAGGCUGCAGGUGCUGGAGCUGGACCAUGUGGCCGAGAUCAACCAGGAGGUGGCCGCCGAGGUGUGCCGGGAGGGGCUCAAGGGGCUGGAGAUGCUGGUGCUGAUGUCCACCCCGGUGACCCCCAAAGCCCUGCUGCACUUCAACAGUGUGUGCCGGAACCUGAAGUCCAUCGUGGUGCAGGUGGGGAUUGUGGAUUACUUCAAGGAGCCCCACAGCCCCGAAGCCAGGAAGAUGUUUGAAGAAAUGGUGAACAAACUCCAGGCCCUGAGGAAAAGACCCGGCUUCUCCAAGAUUUUACACAUCAAGGUGGAAGGAGGCUGUUAG
Cinclus cinclus is the source of this 2403-nucleotide messenger RNA. RefSeq names its product F-box protein 41 (gene FBXO41). The record is from RefSeq and is a predicted model, not a curated record. The coding region runs from base 1 to 2403 and encodes 800 amino acids. The transcript is spliced from 12 exons. Gene Ontology annotation, molecular function: protein binding. NCBI's taxonomy places the organism in Eukaryota, Metazoa, Chordata, Aves, Passeriformes, Cinclidae.